Messenger RNA from Phanerochaete carnosa HHB-10118-sp, 813 nucleotides. RefSeq lists its product as uncharacterized. Lineage: Eukaryota; Fungi; Basidiomycota; Agaricomycetes; Polyporales; Phanerochaetaceae. The coding region runs from base 106 to 495 and encodes 129 amino acids. The record is from RefSeq and is a predicted model, not a curated record. The transcript is spliced from 4 exons.
CCGCUUUAUGCUUUAGCUGCCCACAUCGUGUUCGCACAGUCCAUCACCCACCAUUGUCCUUCCCUACCUUCGCGCACCUAUAUUUCCCUCCUGCUGCAAGCCAAGAUGCCGCACAACACCAUCUUCUCCCACUCCAGCUCAAGCGCCUCCAUACACUCGAACAUGUCCUCAUCCUCGUCCUCCUCUGUCGCAUCCUCCUCGUCUAUCGCGGCACUGCCGAGCUUUACGCACUCACUCUCUGCGUUCCCGACGAUGACCGCCGUCUCAAGUGACAUGGUCCACUACGGCACGCUCGGACGCACGAAGCAGGCAAGCGAGGCCAAGCUGAACGUUGCGCUGCAGGCAACACGCCAGAAGGUGCCGGGCUUGCCACAGUCGCCUCUCUCGCCGCCGACGUCGCCACUCGGCUACCCCCUCGAGCUGCUGGACGAAGAACAAGCGCUCGUUAUCCCACGACGCAAGUCCAAGAGCUCUCCCAGCAAGAACGGACUCUGACCAUCCGAACCUCCACACAUUCGAGAUUCUGCCGCAUCGGAAGCAUUGGCCGACAGCACAUUAAACUUAUUCUUCAUUUCAACUUAUAUUUUUCCCUUCCUUCUCUGGGGCCAAGACGGGUUAGAACAGCGUUCAUGAACGACCACGACCACGAUUCGUAUAUCCAUAGUUGUACCACUAGCAUUUCUCCAUCGCACCCCUUCCUACGCGUUUCAUCCUUCGCUCACGGUGUAUAACAUUCCAGACGGAACAAAGUCGGGCAGUCACGGCAUCGCUCCUGGUAUCAUAGUCAUCUUUAUACUGCUUAAUGAAUAUCUG